Schistocerca americana (American grasshopper) is the source of this 911-nucleotide messenger RNA. RefSeq lists its product as uncharacterized. The record is from RefSeq and is a predicted model, not a curated record. The transcript is spliced from 7 exons. NCBI's taxonomy places the organism in Eukaryota, Metazoa, Arthropoda, Insecta, Orthoptera, Acrididae. The coding region runs from base 54 to 911 and encodes 285 amino acids.
UGUGCGCCACAGUGGGAGAGGAUGUAGGCCCCAGUCAGACACACUCUACAAACAUGUACCGCAUCCCCGUGCUCCUUUUGUGUCUCCUCAGUGUGACCGCGUCUGCAGGCGACGCUGGUACUCUCACCGGUGCCGACUCCACUCCAGACUCCAGUAAUACGACCCAUUCUUCCUCCGACGAUUUGAUACCGUGCGAGAAGAAUGCAAACUGCGAGGAACUUCCGGACCCGCACAUCUGCUUUAAUGGCACGUGCUACAACUGUUACGACUGCUGCGCCCUGAAGAAAGCGCACUGUCCCAGGAGGCGGUGCUACUGUACCUGGUUUUUAACAGACGAGGAGCUGAAGAUCGUAGCCCAAGCAGUUUUAGGAGUUGCCGUCUUUGUCACUUGUGUAGCUCUGCUGAGCUUGCUGUGGAAAAUAUGUGCAAGACGCCUGCGGCGGCGGCGCGUGGCGGCGGCGGGGGCGGGGGCGGAGCUGCUGGACGACGCGGCCAGCCUCAGCUCGCAGCAGGUGUUCGUGGUGGAGCGGCUGCGCGACAGACCGCCGCGCUACGAAGAGGCCGCCCGGGACUUCGCCGUCGAGAAGCCGCCCCCGUACUCCGAGGCCGUGGUGGAGGAAGUGCAGUGGGCGCCACAGACGGCGCGGCUCGGGGGCGUGCCCGGGGGCCUCACGGCGCGCGACUUCGCGGCCCCGCCCCCCUACAGCCCGCCUCCGCAGAGGGCCGACGCCGUGCUCACUGCAAAUGUAGCUGCUGUACUGAUGUGCAUUCCGGGGCUUAAUUGUUUAGUGAAUACAGAACAUGUUUUCCAUGUGUCUGCCAUUCGUGUCACGAGCGAUUUUGUACCAAUCUACACACUGGGACACCCAGAUCCAGAUAUCUUGACAAUGACAUCACUUUAUAAAGUCUAA